UCUGUGAUCGUCGCUGCAGCUCCGCGUUGUCUGCAUCGCUUACUUACUGAUUUUCCACGUUGCCUUGCCGUUGUAAUUUCGUUAAUCCACUGGCAGGAUGAACGGCAUCGUCAGAAGCGCGUUACGCGCCUCAACUCUUCGUGGUGUAUUGUCGUCGUCGUCAAACGGCAGUAAUCAACCCGCCCGAGCAUUGUGGAACAUGUGCAUUCGCCGGCAAGGCGCCGAAGUUGCGCCUCUUGCCUCUUCACUCAAGUUCCAUGAUAUCCGUAGCCGUAGAUGUUAUAGCAAAUCACAUACCAAAGCGGAGAAAGAAUUAGUGGAAUUUUUGGCAGAGGAAAUAGUUGCGGAAAAGAAAGCACAGAAGUUAAAGACGAUACCAACAACUUUAGAUGGUUUCACAGUUUCCUUAGAUGGUGCAGAAGUUAAUCUAGAAAAGAAAGAUGGCACUGACAUAAUCCACAUUUCUUUCAAUGUAAACCACACAGUAGACGCAGAUACAGAGGCUGAUGUGGAUCCUCGUCAAGAUGAUGUAGAGAUAGGCGAAAUGAAAAGCAAGCCAAACUUCACAAUAGAUAUAAUUAGGGGAAAUCAAACUUUGGGCUUCACGUGUUCCUUUAACAACCAACCUGGUGCAUCUGGCGCCGAUGAUAAUUACAAUGAUAUAUUUGGUAUUGAUGAAAUCACGCUGUAUGAUGGAGGACACAGUGAAAAGGUGUAUUCCGUGGCGGGUGAGAUUCUCGAUGGUUAUUUGUAUGACCUGCUGAUGAAUUACCUCGAAGAAAAAGGUAUUUCAAAUGAGUUUGCGGAAAAACUGAUCGACUUAAGCACAUGUUACGAACACACAGCGUACGUCAGUUUGCUAGAAGGCUUGUCAAAGUUCACAUCUGGAAAGUAAUUCUAAGAAUUAAUGUUAGGACUUGCGAUUCACAUCAUAGUUAUACGCCUAAGAAAAUUGUUAAUAAACAUAUAUACUAAUGUUUGUUUCUCGAUUAUUUUUCCAGCUAUUCAAUAGCAAAAUAGAAAUACAAUAAAAUCAUUGUAACUUGAAAAGAAAAUAUAACUUCUUGUUAGAA
Linepithema humile (Argentine ant) is the source of this 1073-nucleotide messenger RNA. RefSeq names its product complement C1q binding protein P32 (gene P32). NCBI's taxonomy places the organism in Eukaryota, Metazoa, Arthropoda, Insecta, Hymenoptera, Formicidae. The record is from RefSeq and is a predicted model, not a curated record. Gene Ontology annotation, cellular component: mitochondrial matrix. Gene Ontology annotation, biological process: cytosolic ribosome assembly.